This is a messenger RNA of Ornithodoros turicata, 1321 nucleotides long. RefSeq lists its product as uncharacterized. The record is from RefSeq and is a predicted model, not a curated record. The transcript has 5 exons. NCBI's taxonomy places the organism in Eukaryota, Metazoa, Arthropoda, Arachnida, Ixodida, Argasidae. Bases 1 to 1038 code for a protein of 345 amino acids.
AUGAAUCCCUUUACGCAAGAUUCAGAUUCAGAUAGACUGAGCGUGCUGCUGAGUGCUGAGUCCGCCCGAUACAAAGGGAACGGUCCCAAGAUCAACAUCAACAUCAUCAUCAGGAAUGCUGUACACAAAAUUGAACGGAAGCUGAGAAUGGAAGAAGCGGCUUUCCCCUCCCUGCGGCCUAAUGUCACUAUUGCAAGACGCCGUAACCAGAAAAUCCGACGGUUCAGCUUAGCUGUUGGGACCCAGGGGCCCUGCCUCGAUUCACUUACUGGCGACGUCCUGCAAAAAGGAAACUGGACGGCCUACGCAAUGACUACACCAUUCAGGAUCAACAAGGAGCGACUACGCAACUUGGCAGGCAGCCUUGCUCGCCAGGUGAUGCUGCGACUGGACCUGAAUGAAGAACCCGAAGUGGCUGUGCGCAAGUGCAAAGGGAUAAGCUCACUGGACAGCACCAAGCCUUCCAUCCUGGUCCGUAUCGCAUGGACUGACAAAAAGGUUGCCACUGCCUACACAUUGAUAUCAUGUGCCGGCACAACAGACUACUCCCUGCUCCUCUUCAGGGGACUAGUUUCAACGUCAUAUGUCAUGGUGGAAUUCUUGUGGCAACACUUCCAUUGCCAGGUCAAGCGGUUGCUCCUGCCCCCACCAGAUCUUGCCCUGUUUUUGGCAUUCUGGGUGAGCAUUCUUGAGAGCACCUCUACUACCAAAGAACAUGUAAUCCUUGGGGUAACGCAUCCCGUCAUCACCACCUGUAAACUCGAGAUGACGACACCUUUGCCGAAAGCCGCUGAACAAAUGAAGCAGCUUGGUAUUGGCCUGGAGAUCUUCGAAGAAGAUGCGGAGAAGUUUAUUGAUAGUCUGUAUGAGGGAUUUGAGACAGUUAUGCCCGUGGACUUCUCCUGCUUUUCCCUGCGAAGUGUUCACCUCCCUGUGGCAUCAUUGGAGAACUCUGGGAAGAUGAGAUUCCAUAAUCGGGAAAGUGUAAAAGAUGUUGUGAGGUAUUUGGCAAUGCUGGCGAACGAUGUUUUCACGUGACAGCUGGUUCAUACGCAUAUGUAAACAUCCUAUUAUCUCUCAUUAUUUAGUGGGCCAGUCAUCUGCCAUUUCGGUUGUUUUGUCUCAUGUUCACAUGUCAUCUGUGUGUUUUAUGUCACUUUCAUGUCAUAUAGUGGGGGUAGAGGCUGUUGCUCAUUAGCAAGAUUUCAUUGGUACAGGGAGGUAUUCACAAGAGCCCUGACACCAGAAAUCUGAUACUUUUGGCACUUUCUGUAUAAAAUCCAACAACGAGCCCAAUAUAAAAUAAUGUAGCCCCGUGUUA